This is a messenger RNA of Tetrahymena thermophila SB210, 2694 nucleotides long. RefSeq names its product zinc finger, C2HC5-type family protein. Lineage: Eukaryota; Ciliophora; Oligohymenophorea; Hymenostomatida; Tetrahymenidae. The record is from RefSeq and is a predicted model, not a curated record. Gene Ontology annotation, biological process: microtubule-based movement. The transcript has 11 exons. Gene Ontology annotation, molecular function: microtubule motor activity; microtubule binding; ATP binding.
AUGAGUUCCUUUAAGUAAUAUCUAAGGAUCAGACCUAUUGAUUAUGAGUCUGAUAUGAUAUAAAUAGAGGACAAUAAAGUAACGAUCAAAGACACUUCAUUUAAAAUGAACUAAAGCGUUGCUUUGUCUGGCAUGCAAGCAGAAGAUCAAAGCUUCAAGUUUAACAAGAUCCUUAAUUAAGGUGUAAAUCAAGAUAGAUUAUUUUAAGAAAUUGGGGCUCCUUCAGUAGAUAAAGUACUUCAAGGAGUUAAUUCUCUUAUUAUAAGUUAUGGUUAGACGGGAAGUGGAAAGACAUAUUCAAUAUUUGGCUAGCACCCAGAAUAUUUAUUAGAUCAGCAUUAAACAAUAGAUGAAUAAUUAGGGAAAGCAAGAACAGAUUAGCGAGGUUUAGUUCCUAAAUCAGUAGAUUAUUUAUUAAAAAAAGUGGUUGAAUUGCAAGAUACAAAAGAAAUAGUAAUUACGAUGAGCUUUGCUGAAGUGUAUCUUGAUAAAAUUCAUGAUAUAGGAAAAUUUUAUCUCUUAUAAGAUGGAGGAAAGAAAAUUUUGAAUAUAGAUAGAGUUAUCAAAGAGUAAGAAAAUGAAAAUCUUACAAUGUACGAAAAUACAAAUGGGUAAAUUGUGGUUAAGGAUUUAACACUUAUAACCUUAGAAAGUAUAGAGUAACUCUAUGGAGUUUUGAAAUCAUGUUUUUAAAUAAGAGAUCAACUAGAAUUAAAAGGCAUUUCAAUAUGGGAGAGAGCACAUACUAUAUUUACAAUUAAUGUCAUUCAGAAGGAUAAAGAAAAUGAAAAUAUACCUUUCUCUAAUUGUUUCCUUUAAUUUGUUGAUUUAGCUGGCUCAGAAAGAAUAGCUAAAAGCUUAACAGAAGGUCACAAAUACUAAGAAUCGAUAAUAAUUAAUUAAAAUUUGUCAGUACUAUGCAAAUGUCUGCAAUCAAUCUCUUUGAAAGGCAAGUCAAUACCUCACAAAGAGUCAAAACUAUCUAGAAUUUUGCAGAAUACUUUAUAGCCAAGGAGUUUUAUAACUUUAAUUGGUAACAUAAAUCCUAGUGAAAGUAAUUACGAAGAAUGCUUAGCAACACUGUAAUACAUAGAAAGAUGCUCAAAGGAUGCUCCUAAAACUCUUCCAAUUUCAUCAAAUAAUAGUAACAUAAAUAAUCUAACAAAUAGUAGUGUAGUAAACGAUAAGGUUGUUUAAAAAUUGUAAAGAGAUAAUUAAGAAUUAAAAGAAAAAUUAGAAAAAGUAUAAAAUGAUCAUAAAAAAAGGCUACAUGAUAUAUAAAUGAUAUUAGGUAUAGAAGUUGAGCUUGAUAAAUUAUUUUUAAAAAGCUCAAUCAGAGAAUUGAAUCAUUUAAAGCAGUAAAAAGAGGCGAUGAUGAAAGCAGAAAAUUUACAAAAGCAGAACGAAGAACUAGAAAAAACAAUAGAUAAUCUUCAUAAGCACAUUGAUGAAAUAAAAAGAACUGAGCAUAGAAAGUGGGAAUCAUAAAAAUGUUAAAUUAUAGAACUGAAAGAAUCACUUGUAAACCUAAAAUAAUAAAUAAGCUCAAAAGAAAUGAAUUCAAAAAGUGACAUCAAACAGUUUCAAAAAGAAAAAGAAUAAGACUUGAAAAAUUUAAUAGAUAGAAGCAACGCACUUUUAGAAGAAAGGAAUAAUUUAGUUUUCAAUCUUCCAACAUUUGUGUAAAAUAAAACUUAAGAAAAUUAAAAAGUAAAUGAUCUAAAGAAAGCAACUAAAUACGAAGCUGAAAAAGAACACAAAUCAUAGAUCGAAACUUUAAAAAAAGAAUAUCAGUAACUACUAGAAAACUCUAAAACGCAAUUUGAGUUCUACCUUAAGCAAAAGAAUGAAUAAAUUGAUCAAUAUGUAUAAGAUUCUAAAAAAUACAGAGAAGAAAAAAAAAAGUAAAUAGAUGAAAUGAAAUUAGAAAUGAGUGAAAUGUACGAAGUUAUCACAAGGCUGAGCAGUAUCUUGUAAAAAGUUGAAAUGGGACAUUAUAGUGGAGGCAUCAAAUCAGUAAAUAUCCCUGAGAAAGAAAAACCUAUUUUACCAGUCAGAUAAAAAUAUAAACACUUAUUUAAAGUUUUAGAUUUAAAGCAUUUACGCUAAGGGAGCAUGAGAUAAAGUGAUGCUGGUUUAAGAAAGAGUGCUUCUGUGGCAUCUGCAAUAAGCUAAAACUAAGAUAUUAAAAAAACUAAAUCAGGUGUUUCCUAUCCUCCUGAAGAAGAAUAAGCUAAGGAUGAUAUAGAUAAUGAAAAACAAAUGCAGAAUGAAAAAGAUUUGAAGGAACAAGAAAAUAAUAGAAUUGACAUAAAUAUAAAUCUUAAUUAAUUUAAAAAUAAGGAUGACUUUAUUCAUAUUAAAAAUUUUGCAGAGAGAUUGAAAAAUUCAUUAUAAAAAUCUUUGUUAAGAGAAAAAGAACUUCAGCAGAGGGUAGAAGAUUUCUAAAAAAUAAAUAAUAAUAUAGAUAUAACAGCUUUGCUAAAAGAAAGAGAAGAAUUUAAAUAGCUCUAUUAGUAGCAAUUAAAAAAGUAUAACUAAGCCAGAAUAGUACUAGAAUCUUAAAAAAGGUUAUUAAAUAUGCCAAAGUAUAAUCAAAGUAUGUAAAUAUAAGUACGUCCAACAACAGCUUCAAACAAUAAUAAAUCUAUACUAAGACUACCAAUGACAACCACUCAUAAAAAUUAAUAUUGA